CAUUAGUUCUUGAACCUUGGGUUGGCAAUAAUCUUCUUGAAGAUACAACUCUUGGCCCUAAAGUUGGUAAAAACUGUCGUGAAGAUCCUAGGACUGAUGAUUCAUUGCUAAAUCAUGGAGCCGGUGAUUGUUGUUGUAAAGGCAUGAUUAAUGAAGAUUGA
This is a messenger RNA of Racocetra persica, 161 nucleotides long. Lineage: Eukaryota; Fungi; Glomeromycota; Glomeromycetes; Diversisporales; Gigasporaceae. The record is from the annotation of a GenBank genome assembly.